GCCAUUUUUCAAGCGGCAGAAACGGCAGCUCUCUUCUGGUUCAAAUCCAUUGCAUCUGCCUGUCUGCAUUCUCAAUAUAAUUUCAAAAUCAAGAAUAUUGGUAGAGUAAACUCUGUUCUAUCAGAAACAGCCAGUAUUUGUGAUCUCGCCCUAAAGGAUUUGGAUAAAAUCGGCUCCAAAGUAAAGGAGGGACAAAGGGAACUCGCUCUAAAUAAAGAUGAGAAAGGGAAUCCCAACAGCCCCGGAGAAAGUAAUAGUAACAGGGGUUGGGGGUUCGUCGGUGGACAAAAGUACUGUAAUAACCGGAUUCACUGAGAAUUUUACUUCUAAUUUCCCUGCCGGUACAUAUAUCCAGAUCCUAACCUCGCCGUCCUGUCUUACACAGACUGCAAAUGUCUGUGUAUCAGAUCAGCCAGCUGGCAGUUUGAUUUACUCCACUCCUCACGGACCAACAAACCGAACAGGACUUCGACCUGCUUUAGGACGCCCUCCGGCAAAGAGGCGCCUGGAACUGGACGAGAGCGACCAUCAAUAUCUGCGCGAAGGUGCCAAGACCCCCAAGGGGAAGAGCAGAGCCACACCGAGAAACCUGAGCAGCCCCAAAAAUCCCGAUUCCUCAGAGAAGACUCGUUACGACACGUCUCUGGGCCUCCUCACAAAGAAGUUCAUUCAGCUGCUGGGCCAGUCUGCUGACGGCGUGGUCGACCUGAACCGAGCCGCCGAGGUCCUCAAGGUGCAGAAAAGGAGGAUUUACGACAUCACGAAUGUGCUGGAGGGCAUUCACCUCCUCAAGAAGAAAUCCAAAAACAACAUUCAGUGGAUGGGUUGCAAUCUGUCAGAUGAUGAUGGGACCCUAAAUCGAUGCCAGGUCCUGAGCCAGGAGGUGGCUGAGCUGAGCCAAGAGGAGAAGAGGCUGGAUGAGCUGAUCCAGAGCUGCAACCUGGACAUACGCCAACUGACGGAGGAGUCACACAACCAAAAAUUUUCAUACAUCACAUACCAAGACAUCCGGAGGAUCCGAAGCCUCAGGGACCAGACUGUUAUCGCUGUGAAGGCCCCGUCGGAAACAAAGCUGGAAAUGCCAGACCCUUUAGAGAAGCUGCAACUACAUUUGACCAGCACCAAGGGGCCCAUAGAAGUUCUUUUAUGCCCAGAUGAGAAUAUAACCAACAGUCCAGUUAAAAACUCAACCCUAGAUGUGAAUGGAAAUGCUUCCCCUUCAAUAAAAAGCUCACAAGGUGACACCAACAGCUCAAUGAAGGUGGAUUGCUCAGUGGCUGUUUCAAACUUAUCUCCUUAUACUUCUCCAAUGAACCUUUUGCAACAAACGGAGGACCAGAUUUCCUCGGUGUUAGAGGGGCCAUUUGUAAACCUGUCUCCUCCACACAUGAAUGAGGACUACUUGCUGAGCCUUGGGGAUGAAGAAGGAAUCAGUGAUCUGUUUGAUGCUUAUGAUCUGGAUAAGCUACCCCCUUUGGAUGAGUUCUUGUGUAACUGAUUGGAGUGUUCUGACUGGACUAAGAUGGAACCAGAAAGCUUCCAUCUAUCAAGAUGCACAUUUUUGUAGACACCUCUGUCCUUUUACUUCCACCUGUGACCAGUAAUGCAGUUUGCCUUAACUGGCAGAUAUUUGGUUGUAGGGUGCAAGAUGACGAAAGUAACCUGUCUUAUCCUGGGAUUUGCCCUUUUCUCAAAUUGGCAUGCAUCUCCCACAACCACAAAUAUUUUUAAUAUUCUGAUCCUCCUUUUGCAGUCUCUCCCACCCCUAUUAUUUACAUCACAUCACAAUCAGAUGGGAUAUAAUGUUAAGAGUGAUGUGCAUCAACUAAGUGCCUGAGUUCAGAUUGGUCUUCUGAACUGCUGCCUAGUGUUUUUAUAACCCUUGAGUGGCACGAGGUGGUGGGGCUGGUCAAAACUAGAACAAACAUGAGCAGUCAAACCGAACAGACCCUGAAUAGUGGUUUUUUGGGGGAUUCAUCAGAACAUAAACUUGUACACUAGUGUCAGUUUUAGUGUUUUUAAAAUACUAUGGUUGCCACCUGCAACCUUGGUAUAUUAAUGCAUGUAACAUUUUACUGUAAUGUUAAUUUCCGACUCCUGGCAAGCUCAAUGCGUUCUGAUGGUUAGACCUUUUGGAUAGACCCAUGACCACAUAGACCCUGGUGCUGCCGUUAGUCCGGCUUUUCAAUGCAACAAAAGUACGUGGACUGGCCCCACACAAAUCUUUCACAGUAUUAUGACAGGUGCAGAGUGUUCAGCUCUGAUAAAUCCCAAAGACUUGAAGCAUUUAUUUAAAAGUAGUACUGUAAGCAUGUACAGUAAGUGAAGCUAAUUGUAUAAAAUGACUUCAGAAUUCUAACAGUAAUGCUAUGAGCCCAAUGUCUUAAACAAAUCUAACUACUUAAACAGUUGUUUUUAUUAAGGAACUUCUAUUUAUAGGUGAAGACUUACCUGAAUAAGCAGGAAGUUUUUAUUUUCCUACAACAGAACCACUGUGGGAACCCCUGUCUCUUAGGUAGUUUUAAUUUUCGGAAAGACAAAAGAUUAAGGUCGCCUAUAUUCCACUUGUUCUUCAGUUAGUAGUAAAAUUGUUCAUUUGUUCUUGAUCCGGCUCCAUACUAGUUUGGACCAGACUGACUUCAGAACACACAUUGGUGGCAUCGGCGCUUCACCAAAGAAAAUGGUAUGGGAUAAAAUGCCUGGUGGUAUGUAUGCUGUAAGUGACCGCUGCUAAUUUUGUGCUUGUUUUGGGGUUGCGACUCCCCUCCCCUUCUUAAUGCAACAAUUCAAGGCAAUGAAUAUUAGGUAAGAGAAAAAGCCAUGUUUUUUUUUUUUUUUUU
Messenger RNA from Polyodon spathula (Mississippi paddlefish), 2840 nucleotides. Its product is annotated as transcription factor E2F3-like. Lineage: Eukaryota; Metazoa; Chordata; Actinopteri; Acipenseriformes; Polyodontidae. Gene Ontology annotation, cellular component: RNA polymerase II transcription regulator complex. Bases 218 to 1498 code for a protein of 426 amino acids. The transcript has 7 exons. Gene Ontology annotation, molecular function: protein dimerization activity; RNA polymerase II cis-regulatory region sequence-specific DNA binding; DNA-binding transcription factor activity, RNA polymerase II-specific. Gene Ontology annotation, biological process: regulation of transcription by RNA polymerase II. The record is from RefSeq and is a predicted model, not a curated record.